Magallana angulata is the source of this 1603-nucleotide messenger RNA. Its product is annotated as protein SEC13 homolog. The transcript is spliced from 10 exons. Lineage: Eukaryota; Metazoa; Mollusca; Bivalvia; Ostreida; Ostreidae. Gene Ontology annotation, molecular function: structural molecule activity; protein binding. Gene Ontology annotation, cellular component: nuclear pore outer ring; COPII vesicle coat. Bases 123 to 1061 code for a protein of 312 amino acids. Gene Ontology annotation, biological process: positive regulation of TOR signaling; COPII-coated vesicle budding; protein import into nucleus. The record is from RefSeq and is a predicted model, not a curated record.
UUGUGAGCUUUAUCCGGAAGUAAAUGCCACGUCCGUUUUUACACGGUUUACCGGCAAAGUGGCAUAAAAACUGACGAUAUUUAAAAAUUUAGGCACACUAUUAAAAAUUGAACGCUACAAAGAUGGUGUCUGUCAUCAACUCCAUAGAUACUUCUCAUGAGGAUAUGAUUCAUGAUGCUCAGUUGGAUUACUAUGGAACAAAGCUAGCAACCUGCUCAUCAGACAGAUCGAUCAAGAUCUUUGACGUCAAGGGGGGACAACAGACCCUUGUUACAGAACUUAGAGGACAUGAUGGACCUGUUUGGCAGCUUGCUUGGGCCCACCCCAUGUUUGGGAAUCUAAUCGCAUCCUGUAGCUACGACAGAAAAGUCAUCAUCUGGAAGGAAACAAACGGAUCAUGGGGGAAACUUUACGAGUAUCAGAACCACGAUUCCUCUGUAAACUCAGUGAACUUUGCCCCCCACGAGUUUGGACUUCUGCUGGCUUGCGGGAGUUCCGAUGGAUCAAUCUCCAUCAUUUCCAGCACUGGGGAUGGAACGUGGGAUGCCAAGAAAAUUCCUAAUGCUCAUUCUAUUGGUUGUAAUGCAGUAAGCUGGGCCCCGCCGAUCAAUCCUGGAGAUCUAUUGGACCCUUCAGGUCGACAUCAGCCAAUCAAACAGCUUGUAUCUGGAGGAUGUGACAACCUAGUAAAAAUUUGGAAAGAGGAGGAUGGUCAGUGGAAGGAGGACCAGAAGCUUGAAGGUCACAGCGACUGGGUCAGGGACGUUGCCUGGGCGCCCAGUAUAGGUCUGCCCAAAAGUAUCAUAGCAAGCUGUUCACAGGAUUUGAGAGUGAUAAUCUGGACCAACGACGGUAAUGGUUGGACACAGAAAGUGUUAAACAAGUUCAAUGACGUCAUCUGGCACAUCAGCUGGUCCAUCACGGGGAACAUCCUAGCAACGUCAGGGGGUGACAACAAGGUCAGCCUUUGGAAAGAGACAUUGAAUGGAGACUGGGUGUGUAUCAGUGAUGUGAACAAAGGUCAAGGACAAAUUUCAGACGGUCAAAGGUCAUUGUCAUAGUUACCAACCGCAAAAUUAUAUACAGUUUUCAAUGUUUUUAUUGUGUUUUGCAAUAUGAAGAAUUCUGGAAACGCUUUGAAUUAUGGGAAUGAAGAGUCUAAGUCUAGUACAAGUUCUAGUACAAGUUAAGAAAAAGCUGAAACAAAGGUUUCUGUGUUUGUUAUUACCCUGAAUCUGCAAAGUGAAAGUGAAUAAAGCCUUUUAGUUAAGUUCAUACAGAAAUAAAAGAUUUAUAUGAUGAAAGCUUUUUGUAACUUCAUUUUACAUUUCCUGAUUUGAUGCAGCCAUUUUGAUUUCAUUUAUGAACCAUUACUAAAGUUUUGUGCAUUAUAAUUAUUAUGAAUAUUGUUUAUAUUUGAAAUAAGACAGUUCCUAAACUUGAAGCAGUAAAUUGUGAAACAACAGGAUUAUGAUUGCAAGCUGCUGUUAGUAUAAUUCAGUGAUGAUGUUCUGUAUCGUAAUAAUGUAAUAUAAUAAUGUAAUGAGUGAGAGAUUGAUGUAGUGAAGAGUGAAAGAUAGGUGAAUAAAUGUGACAAAUUUGA